Molecule: messenger RNA, 5175 nt
Organism: Closterium sp. Naga37s-1
Lineage: Eukaryota; Viridiplantae; Streptophyta; Zygnematophyceae; Desmidiales; Closteriaceae
Source: the annotation of a GenBank genome assembly
AUGUACUUAGGGUGUGUUCCGAAUUCUGGUUCGGAUCACAAGGAGCUGAGUUGGCGAAAUCGAGGAUGGCAAGAUCGCCUUCGUCUUGUUACACUAGGAGGCGGCCUGAUUCUCGAAUCCCUAAGCAGUUUCAGAUGCGCGCGCGCCAACGUGUGCGUCUACUCGGGCAGGUGGCAGUACGAGGCAACUCUAGGCUCCUCCAGCAUUCAGCAGAUUGGCUGGGCGGCAUUGGCGUGUCCGUUCACGGCAGAGGAGGGCGUGGGGGACGCGCCCGACUCGUAUGCUUUUGAUGGGAAGAGGGCGCGGAAGUGGAGUGGGUGGUCGGCUCAGUAUGGCCAGCCGUGGGCGGCGCAUGAUGUGAUUGGGUGUUGUAUUUUUCUGGAGGGGGAUGGGGGGGGGGUGGGAGGAGAGGGUGCAGGUUCGGAGGCUGCUGCUGCUGCUGCUGCUGGUAGUACUGCUGCUGGUGCUACUGCUGCUGCUGGUUCUGCUGGUAGUGUUGGUGUUGGUGGUGGCAGAAGGAGUGGCGGUGCUGCUGGUGCCGCUGGUGCUGGUGCUGCCGGUAGGGCAUCCAGUGGCGGCACGGCAGUGGGGAGAGUGACAUUCUACCGCAACGGGGAGUGUCUGGGAGUGGCGUUCACAGUAGUGAAGGCGCUACAAAGGGGCCUGGCCUACUUCCCAGCCAUCUCCAUCUCCCACGGGGAGCGCUGCGAGCUUAACUUCGGUGCGCGCCCCCCCCCAUCGAGCCUGCCAUUCCGAACCUGUCCGCUAGGCCCGGAUGACGAGGUUCUCCUGGUGGAGCUCCUACAGGGGCUAGUCACAGGUGGGGGGGAGCAGGGUGCAAACAGAAACAGCCUACAGCAGCAGCAGCAGCAGCAGAAGAAGCAGCAAAAGCAGCAAGGGUGGAGGAUGGUGGACCGAGUAAUGGACUCGCUUCACCUGUGUCUGGAGGACCGUGAGUGGUCCGGGAUCAUUCCGGCCCUCAUGGACGCCCUAGCCUUCUACUCCCGAACCUCCCUCGUAGGUUCGGCUGCAUUAACAGUGCCGAACCUAGCCGGUGCAGGAGCAGAAGCAGUUUCCGGCUCGGGAAAACCCCCAGAGGUUUGGCAAGAGGGGCGGGAUCCGUACCCGUACCUAUCCCUGGCCUGCCACUUAGCUCAGCGACAGGAGGUACUAAGCGCAUGGUGGGCUGCAGAAGGAUUCUCCUCCAAUCUAGAGGCAUUUCUGACACGCAGGGUAGCCACGAGGGUGGAUCUGCAGAGGGUGUUUCCCUCGCUGUGGUGGGCUGGCUGCAAGGAGGACGACUGCAGCGAAGCAGGCUUGCGCAAGAAGGCGCUUGUGAAGGCAACGUCUAGGGUGGAGCUCUGCCAAGUGUCGCUCUGCCGCUCUCUCCUCUUCUUUGUACCCUCUAAGAGCAUGACCGGGGCUUCGUCGACUUAUUCGCUUGCGACUGGCGGCGUGCUUGCACCGUUUUUGAGGAGCCUGAUCCGCAAGAACCGGGCGGCGAACAGGAAUAUUGUGCUGCCCGGGCUCUCGGAUAGUAGCGUGCUGGUGACGGUGUUUUUUGUCCUCUUGCGGCUGUUGUGGGCGGGGCUGGUGGGCCGUGGAGGCGGGAAACUGCAGAAGACAAAGAGAGCUGGGGUUUUAAGAGGGUCACAUGUCUUAGUAGAAUCAGGGAGUGGAAGAGAGGGAGAAGCAGAGGGAAUGGAGGUUGACUUUGAAAGAGGAACGUCAGGGAGGGAGGGUAGGCGGGUGGGGAAGGUAGAGAGGGAGGGAUGGGAAGUGGAGGAAGAGGAGGAGGAAGAGGAGGAGGAGGAGGGGGAAGAGGAAGAGGAGGAAGAGAGCGAGGAAGUAUCAAUGCUUCCGUGGCCAAGAACCCCCUCUGGGGCCAUCAGGAGCAGCUGGAGGGAGCGACAAGAGGCAAGCAGUGCCUUGGAUAGCAGCAGCAGCAUAGCAGCUGUUACAGCCACUGCCACUGCAGGCAUCAGCUUAGGUGCCACCGGCACUGCUGCCAUCCCUGCAGGGGGUUACCUGCAGCGUCACAGGCCGUGGAAUUUUCCUGUGGCCUUCUUCCUGCACCCGGAUUUGCAUUACUUUGACUUGCCACGCCUGGGCGGGCUGUUCAGCCACGUGGCCAAGGCCUUCCCCCUCUCCGCUCCCCAGGACUUUGCCAGCAUGGCAUGGAGUGAUGAUGACGCGGCGCUACAGCAGCAGGGCAUGGUGCAGGCGGUGGCACAGCUGGACGCGGACAGGCAGAUCGAAGCCUUCCUCCAUCCCUCCUACUCCCGCCUUCACCUCUCUCCCACUACUCCCUCUCCCGCCCCCUCCCCCUCCCCCAUUCCCCAGGCAGUACUGCAGCAGCAGGGCAUGGUGCAGGCGGUGGCGCAGCUGGAAGAUGCGGACAGGCAGAUCGCUGCUGCCAUGGGGGGGCGCACGGAGGGAGCUGCUGCCAUGGGGGGGCGCACGGAGGGAGCUGCUGCCAUGGGGGGGCGCACGGAGGGAGCUGCUGCCAUGGGGGGGCGCACGGAGGGAGCUGCUGCCAUGGGGGGGCGCACGGAGGGAGCUGCAACAGGGGGCGCUGCAGGGGGGUUGGGGACAGGUGGAGAGGCAGGCACAGGGGCGGCGACAGGGGCGGCGACAGGGGCGGCAACAGGGGCGGCGACAGGGGCAGGCCAAGGGGCAGGGGCAGCGGCAGGGGCAGCGGCGGGGGAGGAAGAGGGGGCUGAUGUGGGCGCUGCAGGAGCGGCAGCAGGGGCGGGUGUACCUGCAGUGGCAGCAACAGGGGGAACUGCGGGAGCCUCUGGGGGAGGUACAGCUGCCAGGGGAGGUGCAUCUGGGGGAGGUGCAUCCGGGGGAGGUGCAUCUGGGGGAGGUGCAUCCGAGGGAGGUGCAUCUAGAGGGGCCUUGGGAGGGUCAGUGCGGGCGCAGCAGUUGAGGGAGGCGAGGCAGGUGUUCCGAGAGGACGUGGAUGAGAGUGUGAGGCUUGCAGUGUGGUGGAGAGCGGUGCUGGGCGGUGCGGCGUGGAAGCAGAGGGCGCUGGUGGGGGUGAGCAGGAGGGUGAGCUCGCUGUUGCUGGCUGCGAGCAAGCGGGGCCACAUCUUUGCCUAUGUGCCCGAGGUCUACCUGGAAGCCAUGGUGCUGUUGGCUGCCAGCAAGCUGGGCCACAUCUUUGCCUACGUGCCCGAGGUCUACCUGGAAGCCAUGUGCAACUUCUGGCUCCUCCUUCCUCACCUCUCCCUCCACUUCCUCUCCUCCCACCCCUUCCCUUCCAUCUCUCGCACCUCUCCCGCUCGCACCACUCCAACUCGCACCUCUCCUGCACCCAUUCCCCCCAUCAUUCCCCCAUCUCUCCUCCAAUCUCUCCCCCCUGUUGUCUCUCCAGAUCGAGGCCUUCCAUGCCUUCAGGCGCUGCGACCCGCCUCUCUUCCGCCUCCGCCACUCCAUGCACCACCUUGCGCCCUUUGUGCCUCUGCCUCUCAGGAGGGUUCUGUCUCCCAGGUGACUCCCCAUUGCCUUCACCACUCCCUCCACCAGUUGUACCUGCACCAGCCGAGCCUCUUCUCCCCUGUCCUCAACCGCCUUUUCAACACACUCAACUGGACUCUCACAGAAUUCCUAGUGGCGCUGAAAGAGGUGCAGGACUUGCAGCAGCAGGAGGAGGAGGAGCAGCGGUGGCGGCGGAACCGGCGGCAGCAGCAGCAGGCGUGGGAGCUGCAGCAGCGCAAGUGCAGCGUCAUGUUUGACCUUACUUGUAACCUCGCCAGGCUGUUGGAAGUUCUCUGUGAGGCUUCUCCGGAGGUGUUUCUCUCUUCGAAGGGGGGAGGGGGCCGGGAAAAAGGGGAGAAGGCUCUAGAAGGGGGUGAAGCAGGAGGAGCAGCAGCAGCUGCGGGAGGAAGAGGAGGAGGAGGAGGAGGAGGAGGAGGAGGAGGUGAAGGAGAGAUGCAAGGAGUUUCAGGAGGAGAGGAGGGGAGGGCCAGGGUGGAGCUAGUCACUCAGGGCGAGGGAGAGGGAGGAAGAAAGUCCAUUGAAGCUGAAGGAGAAGCAAUGACAGCACUUGCACCUGCCACCACUCCUGCUUCCUCCACAUCCCCUGCUCCCUCUGCAUCCUCUGCUUCCUCUGCUUCCUCUGCAUCUGACGGCGCUCUAGAUCCUGAGAUGAACCGCAUGCGGCUGUUUGAGCUGCUGCUCUUCAUCCUCAACCACACGUGCUCUUCAUCCUCAACCACACGUGCUCUUCAUCCUCAACCACACGUGCUCUUCAUCCUCAACCACACGUGCUCUUCAUCCUCAACCACACGUCCUCUUCAUCCUCAACCACACGUGCUCUUCAUCCUCAACCACACGUGCUCGGGUGCUCAUGCACGCGCUCUUGAUGGUGUCCUGGAGGACCACGUCUCACCAUCCGACCAAUCGUCGCGCCCCAUGGUGCUCGCCCCCCUCGUGGGAAUCAUUGGCGGCCUCUUCUCGCACGCGCAGCGGGCCAAUGGGAGCGCGCCAGCUGGCAUGGUGCGGUCUGUGCUGCAGGCGGACCCCUCCCUGGACUGCCUGGCGGGGCUGGAGUACCUGCUGGGGUUGGACUGGAGGGAAGUGAGGAGGGCGAGAGGGACUAAGAGGGAGGGUGGUGUUGAUAGUGCUGCAGUGCAGACAGACCCCUCUCUUGACUGCCUGGCGGGGCUGGAGUACCUGCUGGGGUUCGACUGGGAGAGUGAGUUCAGCAGCCCACCAUCAGCGUGCCUGGCGGAUCUGCGCCUCUCUGUGGAGCAGCUCAGGCGGGAGCAGGCUGCUCGCAAGGCAGCUGCAGAGGCCGCUGCUGCUGCCGCUGCUGCAGCGCUCCUCCCUUUCCUGCACCUCCCAGGUCGCGGGAAGAAGGGCAAAGAGCACAUGCAAGAGCAAGGCACCACCGCAGAGGGGAUGGAUGGUGCUGCUGCUGGUGCUGGUACAGGGGAGGGGGAAGGUGAGGAGGAGGAGGAGGAGGAGGAGGAAGAGGGGGAGAUGUGCAGCAUAUGCUACGCGGCUCCCAGUGACACCCAGUUCAUCCCCUGUGGUCACUCCUCCUGUGAGCGCUGUGUGGCACGGCACCGCCUCAACAGCCCCCGCUGCUUCUUCUGCAAUGCUGUUAUCGAGCGACUGGCAGCGAAGCACAGAGUUAGGACACCUGUAGCAGUGUUGCGAAUCUGA